Molecule: messenger RNA, 4292 nt
Organism: Corvus hawaiiensis (hawaiian crow)
Lineage: Eukaryota; Metazoa; Chordata; Aves; Passeriformes; Corvidae
Gene: BUB1B
Product: BUB1 mitotic checkpoint serine/threonine kinase B
Exons: 24
Coding region: 648-3941 (1097 amino acids)
Biological process (GO): meiotic sister chromatid cohesion, centromeric; mitotic spindle assembly checkpoint signaling; protein phosphorylation
Molecular function (GO): ATP binding; protein kinase activity
Source: RefSeq, a predicted model, not a curated record
UUGGGAUUACUGAGGUGUGCGCGGCUGAGGGCUGUGGGGUGCGCGCGCCUGUGAGGCGCUCGGAGGUCCCGGAGGGGCUGUGGUUUGUGAGGUGUGUGGGGCUGUGGGCGUCUCUGGGUGGCUGUGAAGGGUCUGUGAGGUGCUCUGUGGGGUCUGUGAGGGGCUGAGAGCUGAGGCGGUCCUGAGGGUCUGUAAGGUGUGAGGCGCACGGGUCUGAGAGGCUGUGGGGUCCCGUGAGGGCGCGGAGGGCUGUGGGAGUCCUUGAGGGGCUGUGAGGUGUGUAAGGCGGAGGGAUUCUGGGAUCCGUGAGGGGCUGUACGGGAUGAGGUACUUGGCGCUCGCGGCUGUGGCUCUCUGAGACGUAUUAUUCUGCCUGGCACGGCUGCCCGGACAGUGCGGGGUCCCCGGUCCCGGCGUGGGGCGGUGCGUCCCGGGGAACCAACAGCCUCGCCUCCCCUCGGUGCCGGCGAGGAGUCCCCGCCGCCUCCCCGCAGGGGUCGAGGCUCGGCUGUGUCCCCCGCCUUCUGCAACGGUUCCUGCAACUGGUGAAGAGCCAUAGGGGCUCGACUGAGCCUCGCUGAGCCUCCCCCUGGCCGGAGCGCACCCGUCGCUAGCCCCUGUGAGGAAGGAUUAAAGGAGAGGCGGUCAUGUCCCAGGAGGGCAGCCACGAGUGGGAGCUGAGCAAGGAGAAUGUGCAGCCCCUCAGGCAGGGGCGGGUGAUGUCCAGCCUGCAGGAGGCGCUGGCUCAGCAGGACUCCUCCAGCCACACUGCUGUGCAGCUUAAAAAACGGGAGUUUGAAGCAGAAAUACGAUUUUACUCUGGAGAUGAUCCUCUGGAUGUGUGGGAGCGGUACAUCAAGUGGACAGAGCAGACCUUCCCUGGGGGUGGCAAGGAUGGCAACCUCGCAGCAGUUCUGGAAAGAGCAGUGAGAGCCCUCCAUGGGCAGCAGCGAUACUACAAAGAUCCUCGCUAUCUUAAUCUCUGGCUCAAGUUUGGUGAUUGCUGCAACGAGCCUUUGGAUCUGUACAGUUACCUGCGCAGCCAGGAGAUCGGCACCACGCUGGCCCUGCUCUACAUCACCUGGGCGGAGGCGCUCGAGGCCAGGGGGAGCUUCAGGAAAGCAGAUCUGAUAUUCCAGGAAGGGCUCCAGCGCAAGGCUGAGCCUUUGGAAAAACUCCAGGCUCAUCACAAGCAGUUUCAGGCCCGUGUUUCUCGGCAGACACUACUGGCACUUGAGGAAAGUCCUGAUGGAGACAAUAUGGGAUUGCUGGAAAUUGCAGAGCCUCAGAGAAGUUCACUGGCAGAUCUCAAAGGCAGAGGGAAGAAAAAAGUGAGAGCCCCCAUUAGUCGUGUGGGAGAUGCAGUUAAAGCCAUAAACCCAAACAGCCAGCCUCUGCCUUCUCUGCAGCUUUCCAAUACUCCAAGUUUUGCUGUGUUUGAUGAAAAUUCUGUGUCUGGACCUGAGAUUCCUACACUUACAGCACAGUCAUGGCCAGCGCCACCAGUUCCCAGGGCCAAGGAGAAUGAACUCAGUGCUGGACCUUGGAACUCUGGCAGGCGUCCUCGCAGAACUGUGAAUUCUGGCAUGGAAGUGCCCCACCCAGUGCCCAGUUUCACCCCCUAUGUGGAUGAGUCAGUUCAGCCACAAAUGAUGACUCCCUGCAAAAUUGAGCCCAGCAUAAACCGUGUGUUAAGUACUCGCAAACCUGAGGAGCAGGAGGACCCACUGCAGCGAGUGCAGCAUCACCAGCAGGAUGCUCAGGAAAAGAAAGAGAUGGUGAUGUACUGCAAAGAGAAAGUUUAUGCUGGAGUUGAUGAAUUCUCUUUUGAAGAGAUCCGAGCUGAAAUCUACAGGAAGAAAGCGAGAAAGAAAGACGAAGAUGAAAUACAAGCCAUAGAACGGAAGAAGGAAGAAAUACAAAGGAAAAUUGAGGAGCUGGAAAAGAAAUUAAAGAGGAAAGAAGGUGACAAGCAGCAGCAAUCGCAUGAACCGGCAGCAGAGAGAACGGCAGCUUCGGCACCUUUGGGAAUGCAAGCAUUUACUUUUUCCAGUGCAACCGGAUAUGGGGAGAAACAGCCUCAGUCACAAAGUGAAUUCCAGGUCUAUGAAGAUACUCAACUACAGAAACCAUCUUGUUCUGAGGAGGUUAUCCAGACUCCUGAUGUGUGCCCAGAUACCCACAGUGGAAAUCCAUUUGUAAACUCUGAGGAGGAACAGAGAAAUGAGGGCAGCCUUGCAAAAAAAGAUGUAGGUCUGCUUCCCCCACUGGCUGCUGCUCCAUCUUUCUCUAUAUUUGAUGAAUCCUCUACUUUGACAAAUCAGAAUAUAAGUUGUUCAGCAGAUCGUAGCCAGAAAAGUGCCCGUCAACCUCUCGCGGUUCGUAAGCCUGUGGAUUCUCUGACUGCCAAGGAAAACACAGCAGCAGCACCAGCAGCCUGUGAUGAGCUGAAUGGAAUUGAACGUUUGACUGAGGAUGCCAUUGUGACCGGCUCCUACAAGAACAACACCCUUUGUGCCAACCCAGAAGACACGUGUGACUUCAACAGGGCUGCCCACCUGGCCUCAACGCCCUUUCAUGGGGUGGCAGCUCAGAGAGUCCCAGCUCCUGCUUUCUCGCAGAGUGAGCUGAAGGAAGACAGUCCAGAAUCCGAGAGCGCACCUCUGAACCAGGAGACGCUGGUGUGUGAAGGAGCGUACACUGAAGCUCUCCGUGUAAAAAAACUGAGCCCGAUCAUGGAAGCAAGCCUGGAAGAUACUCGCUCAUCAGGUUCUUCAGUCUCAGGAGGUUCUCUGUCCUCUGUUACACAAAUGUCUGCUAUUAAAUAUCUGCAGAUCACUGAGAAACUGGAUCUGGCUCAGAGCUUGCCUGCUGAAGUGGUUACUGAGUCUGGAGGUGGAAAUGCUACUGCGGAUGAUGUGGCUCAGUUCCUGUGGACCCCUGAACAGCGUGAAAAGCUUUUAGAUUCUGUGCUAGCAUCUGCUUCUCCAGAUUUUCACUUGGAGACUGGAGCUCUGCCUCACAUGGAGGUCAAGAAAGAUGUUGAGCUGGGAAAUGAGACUUACUGCAUCAAAAUGGAAUACUGGAGCAAUAAAGAAUACAAGAUGUUUUUUGCCAUUCCAGCUCGAUGCGUUUUCCAGUGGUAUGCAAAGGGAUGUGCAAUAAAGGUGUAUUCUCAGCCUGUGCCUUGGGAUUUUUAUAUCACCCUUGAGUUACAGAAGCGUUUGAAUUCUGACUUUGACCAGAGCUUCAGUGAGAAUUGCAGCUGUUACCUGUACCAGGAUGGCUGUGCCAUUGUGCACAGAGAUACAAAUUGCUUCACGCUCAGGGAUAUUCUCCAUGACCGUAAGUUCAUCACAAAGGAAAUCCUCUUCUUGGUUGUUCAUGAUCUUCUGCAUGUGGUAGAGAAGCUGCACAAAGCAGAGAUUGUCCAUGGAGAUCUGAGGCCAGAGGUGUUGUUUCUGGGAGACAGGAUCUGCGAUGCAUUUUCUGAUGAGGAGGUGCCAAAUGCUCUGAAGAUUGUGGAUUUCUCUCACAGUCUGGAUUUGAGGGUACUGCCUCAAGUCAGCUUGCCCUACAACUUUCCCACAGCUCAGACUCCUCAUGGACAACAGCUUCUGGCAGAAAGUUCUCUUCCUUAUCAGGUAGACUUGGUUGGCAUUGCAGAUGUAGUCCAUUUGAUGUUGUUUGGGGAUCAUAUCCAGGUCUAUCAGGAGAAUUCCAUCUGGAAAAUCUGCCAAAACUUGUCAGAGACCCCUGACAGUGAUUUCUGGAGUAAACUUUUUGAGAGAAUUCUGAAUGCAGGUGGUAAGUCCACAGUACCUCUGCUGAGGGAGUUGAGAGAGGAAAUCAGUGAAAUGUUUGACAGCUCUUUCAAAGAACGACUUUUGUUCACCUUAACUGCUGUGGGAGAAACUUUCCUCCUGGUGAACUUCCAGUGACUUCAUAGAAGACAAACAUGUUUUGUAUUCUAGAGAAGAAUUUGUUGUUGCUUUCUUAUGUUUUCAAAUGUAAACAUGAGAGUGAUUGGAGCUAUUUCUGCAAUACUUCACAUGGGACUUGUUCAAGAAUGUUUCUAUUGCAUGAGUGCAUGAAAAGCCUCCUAAGCCUCUACAUGAACCUUUCUGAGCAGUUUAUGAGAGAAAAUUGUUUGUCUUAACUGCCACCUCCCCUUCUUGUACAGCUCCUUAAAAAUUUAACACCUAACUUGUGCCGCACUCUUUGAAAUGUCUUUGUCCUGCAUUCAGUUGGUCUUUUAAUUAGUGUUUAAUCAAUAAAGUUGUGGUUUGGUA